AUGAUCUCCACUGUUUUCUAUGAUAAAGUAUUCUCCACGAUUUAUUGGAUUACUGGGAUUAUUGGUGUACCAAGUAACCUAAUUUUAUUGUUUUUAAUCUUAAAAAAGACACCCGAUUCACUGAAAGUCUAUCGAGUACUGCUAUUCAACGCUUGUAUCACCGAUAUUUUGUUUAGCUUGUCAACUACUUUGGCGCAAGUUAGAAUAAUCCCAAAUCGAUGGUAUUUUGUGUAUAUUCAUUUGGGUGGAUCGAAAUUUCUGGGCCCGAGUUUCGAGUAUGAGAUGUACACCCUGCAGUUGCACUCAAUUUUCUACACAUUUCUCUGUUUCCCACUCUCUUUCGGUUUCCGAUAUUUUGUGUUGAUCCGACCGGUGCCCACUCCGAGAACCCUUGCUUUGCUAUGUUUUUUGUUAUGGAUACCGGCUUUCUUUCAACAUUGGAUGUUCCACUUCUCUCAACUGGACUCCACAUUAGUGAGACAAAAGCUCGCCAUCGCUCGUCCCGAGUAUAAUUUAACCGGUUUGGUCAUAUCAGGCAAUUUUCAUAUGUUAGAGCAUCCACUGGUGACUGUCGUUUUGCUUACAAUCAUCCUCCCAAUGUUCCCAAUCUACCUCCUUGUCAUGUUCUUUUACAAGAAAAUUAAUGGCUUUCUUUCAUCGCAUGCUGAUAAAAUGAGCGCUUCAACAGUGGCUAAUCAUCGAAAAUUGUUGAUUGCUCUAUCAAUCCAAGCCUCACUCCCAGUUCUUUUCGUUUUCCCACCAAUCGGUUUAUAUCUUUUAUAUCAUUUGGAAAUUUUUCGCUGUACCUUAUUGGAGUAUCUCGUUUUCCCAAUUUUUAGUUGCUACCCAGCGGCGGCUCCAUUUAUAACAAUUUAUUAUGUUAGACCUUAUCGGACAGCGAUUAAGAGAGCAAUUGGGAGAAGCUCAACGACGGCCAACGGUGAUCGACGCACACAACAUCACGAUUUUGGCGAACACCACGACGAUACAACACCCCGGACACCCAGACAAAAGAUCGGAAAAUCAAACACUCGUCCCAACACUCCCAUUCACCCGAUUCAAGCCAUCAGACUCACACCGAUUGUGCCCAAAAACGAUUUC
This is a messenger RNA of Mesorhabditis belari, 1101 nucleotides long. The record is from the annotation of a GenBank genome assembly. Lineage: Eukaryota; Metazoa; Nematoda; Chromadorea; Rhabditida; Rhabditidae.